Diceros bicornis minor is the source of this 7340-nucleotide messenger RNA. It is a transcript of the gene RASGRF2, whose product is annotated as Ras protein specific guanine nucleotide releasing factor 2. The record is from RefSeq and is a predicted model, not a curated record. The transcript has 27 exons. Bases 396 to 4115 code for a protein of 1239 amino acids. Gene Ontology annotation, cellular component: plasma membrane. Lineage: Eukaryota; Metazoa; Chordata; Mammalia; Perissodactyla; Rhinocerotidae. Gene Ontology annotation, biological process: Ras protein signal transduction; positive regulation of GTPase activity. Gene Ontology annotation, molecular function: protein binding; guanyl-nucleotide exchange factor activity.
UUCUGUCUCCCGGAGCGAGUUGCCCGAGGACAGUCCUCCGCAGGCAGCCGCGCGUCGCGCGUCCCGGACCGCCGCGGGGCUCCGGCUCCCGCAACUUUGGGCGAAGCAGCGGCCGGUCCCGGCGCCCUCCCCGGGCCACCCUCCCCUCGGGCAUCAGGGGCUCAGGGGUCUUCGCUCGGCCAGGUGGGCGGCGGUGGGGGCCGAGACCGUGCCCUGCCCGCAGCCCGGCGCCUCUCGGACCCGUGCGGCGCCGCGCCCCGGAGGCCGGCGGGGUGCCCUGGGUGCUGCGUCAGGAAAGGGGGCGCCCUUCGCCAGCCGGCCCGCAGCGGGCGCGCCCUCGGGGAGCCGGCCGGGAGAUGGCGGCGAGGCAGGGGUGAGCCCCCUGCGCCCUCACCAUGCAGAAGAGCGUGCGCUACAACGAGGGGCACGCCCUGUAUCUGGCCUUCCUGGCGCGCAAGGAGGGCACCAAGCGCGGCUUCCUGAGCAAGAAGGCAGCCGAGGCGAGCCGCUGGCACGAGAAGUGGUUCGCCCUCUACCAGAAUGUGCUCUUCUACUUCGAGGGCGAGCAGAGCGGCCGCCCGGCGGGCAUGUACCUCCUGGAGGGCUGCAGCUGCGAGCGGGCGCCCGCGCCGCCCAGGGCCGGGGUCGGGCCGGGCGGCGCCCGGGACGCGCUGGACAAGCAGUAUUACUUUACUGUUCUUUUUGGCCACGAAGGCCAGAAACCACUGGAGCUGCGCUGUGAGGAGGAGCAGGACGGUCAAGAGUGGAUGGAGGCCAUUCACCAAGCCAGUUAUGCAGACAUAUUGAUUGAGAGGGAAGUGUUAAUGCAGAAGUACAUUCAUCUAGUUCAGAUCGUAGAGACAGAAAAAAUUGCAGCUACCCAACUACGGCAUCAACUUGAAGAUCAAGAUACAGAAAUCGAGAGGCUUAAAUCAGAGAUUAUCGCUCUUAAUAAAACCAAGGAACGAAUGCGACCUUACCAAAGCAAUCAAGAAGAUGAGGAUCCGGACAUCAAGAAGAUUAAAAAGGUUCAGAGCUUCAUGCGAGGAUGGUUGUGUAGAAGGAAAUGGAAGACCAUUGUACAGGAUUACAUUUGUUCUCCUCACGCUGAAAGUAUGAGGAAGAGAAACCAGAUUGUGUUCACCAUGGUUGAGGCUGAGUCGGAGUAUGUGCACCAGCUCUACAUCCUGGUCAAUGGCUUCCUCCGGCCCCUGCGAAUGGCAGCCAGCUCCAAGAAGCCCCCCAUCAGCCAUGACGAUGUCAGCAGUAUUUUUCUCAACAGUGAAACAAUCAUGUUUCUUCAUGAAAUAUUUCAUCAAGGACUGAAGGCAAGGAUAGCAAACUGGCCUACUUUAAUUUUAGCUGAUCUGUUUGAUAUUUUGCUCCCCAUGCUGAACAUUUAUCAAGAAUUUGUGCGUAAUCACCAGUACAGCCUCCAAGUGCUUGCCAAUUGUAAGCAAAACAGAGAUUUUGACAAACUCUUAAAACAGUAUGAAGCCAACCCUGCCUGUGAGGGGAGGAUGCUGGAAACGUUCUUGACCUAUCCAAUGUUUCAGAUCCCCAGGUAUAUCAUCACACUUCAUGAACUCCUCGCUCAUACACCCCACGAGCAUGUGGAGAGGAAAAGUCUGGAGUUUGCUAAAUCAAAAUUAGAAGAACUGUCCAGAGUAAUGCACGAUGAAGUGAGCGACACUGAAAACAUAAGGAAGAACCUUGCCAUAGAAAGAAUGAUUGUCGAGGGCUGUGAUAUUUUGCUGGACACCAGCCAAACUUUCAUCCGCCAAGGUUCUCUUAUUCAAGUACCUUCCGUUGAGAGGGGGAAACUUAGUAAAGUUCGCCUGGGUUCAUUGUCUUUGAAAAAGGAAGGAGAAAGACAAUGCUUCUUAUUUACAAAACACUUUUUAAUUUGUACGAGAAGUUCAGGAGGAAAGCUGCAUCUGCUCAAGACAGGUGGGGUCCUCUCUCUAAUAGAAUGUACGUUGAUUGAGGAGCCCGAUGCCAGCGACGAUGACUCCAAAGGUUCUGGGCAAAUGUUUGGACACCUGGAUUUUAAAAUAGUGGUGGAGCCUCCUGAUGCUGCCCCCUUCACUGUUGUCUUGUUAGCACCUUCACGCCAGGAGAAAGCUGCCUGGACAAGCGACAUAAGUCAGUGUGUGGACAAUAUACGGUGUAAUGGUUUAAUGACUAUAGUGUUUGAAGAGAAUUCCAAAGUUACUGUGCCACAUAUGAUUAAGUCUGACGCCCGUCUUCAUAAGGAUGAUGCUGACAUUUGCUUCAGUAAAACACUCAACUCCUGCAAAGUGCCCCAGAUCCGUUAUGCCAGCGUGGAACGCCUCUUGGAGCGGCUGACAGACUUGCGGUUUCUUAGUAUCGAUUUCCUCAACACCUUUCUGCACACCUAUCGGAUUUUCACUACCGCAGCUGUGGUGCUGGCGAAGCUUUCUGACAUAUACAAGAGGCCUUUCACCUCCAUCCCUGUCAGGUCAUUGGAAUUGUUUUUUGCUACCAGCCAGAAUAACAGAGGUGAACAUUUGGUGGAUGGCAAAUCCCCACGCCUGUGUCGCAAAUUCUCUUCCCCACCACCACUGGCUGUGUCCAGAACGUCCUCCCCAGUGAGGGCCAGAAAGCUGUCCUUGACUUCUCCCUUGAACUCAAGGAUAGGAGCAUUGGACCUGACCACCUCCUCGACGUCCAGCAGUCCUACCACCACCCAAAGCCCUGCUGCGUCCCCUCCACCACACACUGGUAAAGUACCGUUGGAUCUUAGCAGAGGCCUUUCUUCUCCAGAACAAAGCCCGGGAUCUGUAGAAGAGCAUGUAGAUAACCCCCGCGUGGAUCUGUGUAACAAGCUAAAGCGAAGUAUUCAAAGAGCAGUGCUAGAGUCUGCACCAGUGGACCGAGCAGGAGUGGAAAGCUCCCCGGUGGUGGAUGCCCCAGAACUUUCACCUAGCAGGUCACCCUCGACUCCUCGACACCUCCGCUAUCGCCAGCCUGUAGGACAGACGGCUGACAACUCCCACUGCUCUGUUUCGCCUGCUUCUGCUUUUGCAAUCGCCACAGCUGCAGCAGGACACGGGAGUCCACCCGGCUUUAACAACAUGGAGAGAACAUGCGACAAAGAGUUUAUUAUACGCAGAACAGCCACCAAUCGAGUCCUGAAUGUCCUCCGUCACUGGGUCUCAAAGCACGCGCAGGAUUUCGAACUCAACAACGAACUAAAGAUGAACGUCCUAAAUUUGCUAGAAGAAGUUUUGCGAGACCCAGACCUCCUUCCCCAAGAAAGGAAAGCCACAGCGAAUAUCCUGAGGGCCCUUUCACAAGAUGAUCAAGAUGACAUCCACCUAAAAUUAGAGGAUAUAAUUCAACUGAUGGACUGUCCGAAGGCUGAGUGCUUUGAGACCUUGUCAGCCAUGGAGCUGGCGGAGCAGAUCACCCUCCUGGACCACAUCGUUUUCAGAAGCAUUCCCUACGAAGAAUUUCUUGGGCAGGGGUGGAUGAAGCUGGAUAAAAAUGAAAGAACACCUUACAUUAUGAAAACCAGCCAACACUUCAAUGAUAUGAGUAACCUGGUGGCCUCGCAGAUCAUGAAUUAUGCCGACGUCAGCUCCCGGGCCAACGCGGUUGAGAAGUGGGUGGCGGUGGCAGACAUCUGCCGAUGCCUGCACAACUACAACGGCGUGCUGGAGAUCACCUCGGCCCUGAACAGGAGUGCCAUCUACAGGCUGAAGAAAACCUGGGCCAAGGUGUCCAAGCAGACAAAAGCUCUAAUGGACAAACUUCAGAAGACUGUUUCAUCUGAAGGAAGAUUUAAAAAUCUCAGAGAAACCCUUAAAAAUUGUAACCCCCCCGCUGUUCCUUAUCUGGGGAUGUACCUGACAGACCUGGCGUUUAUUGAAGAAGGAACACCAAACUUUACUGAGGAAGGCCUUGUCAAUUUCUCCAAAAUGAGAAUGAUAUCACACAUCAUCAGAGAGGUACGCCAGUUCCAGCAGACUUCCUACCGAAUAGACCAUCAGCCAAAGGUCACUCAGUACUUGCUUGACAAAGCCCUUAUCAUAGAUGAAGAUACGCUGUAUGAGCUGUCGCUAAAAAUCGAACCUCGGCUCCCUGCUUGAGGAUUCGGCCUUGCCCCUGAAUCCAUCGAAUUUUCAUGGAAAGCAGGAUGGACAGAACUGUGCAUGCCAUGCCUCCCAUGGUGCAGCAAGGACCGGGGAUGGAGACGAAGCCAGUAUCCCUUGUCCACAGAAGAAGCCAGAACCGAACUGGACUUCUGUUGUCUCCAGGCAGGGGAGCCCAGCUGUUUGGGGUCAAAGACAGACUCGGGUGGGAAGGUGAAAAGAUUGCUAUUUGGUAAAGCUGAUGGCAUGUUUUGCACAAGGGAAUGUAAGAUGGGAGAUGCUGGUAGGCAUUGUAAUGAAGCAGGUAAGAAGAUAAAUUUCAAGCCUGCCACAUGUUCUGUUAGAACUCAGGGACAAGGAUCCAUGGAAAAGACCUGUGAUGUUUCUCUGCCACUUUACUGGCCUGGGUAUACCCACCAAUAUCCUCCUAGGAUUUAACUGCUUCCUUUACGUUUCCCUUGUUACAAGCUUCCAGAAAAGCCGAGGCUUCCUCUGUAGGGAUGGACUAACACAUAAGCACUUUCAGUCUACAGCAUGUGCAUGGUCUUCAGUGCAUCAUAGACAUUUAUAUUGGAGGAAUAGCAUGUUCUGAAACUGCUUUUUCAGUCCUUAGGCAACAGGACAUUAAAGACAGGAUGAAAAACAAGUGGACUGUAUGUAACACUUCCUUAAUUAAGAACUCAGUGGGCUGUGCCCUCGGGAUUCCAGCCAGUGGCCCUCUUGAGGUGGUGGUGGGGGCUUCUUCCUGUGGCUGUGGUGCCCAAGAGGCCAAUGCCCUUGCAGAGGCAGGUGCAGAGUUUGCAAAAGAGUGCCCCGGGCACCUCACCGGCCGAACUGUGGGAUAAGACAGAACGCCACAGAGUGCGGUGGGAGGAGCAGGUUUCGAUGUGAAUUGAAAAGAUACCCCCCUCAUAGUAAUGUGGGAAUCUGUUCUGAUUUGCGCAAACCAUUCUUCGGCUCACUAUGAACAUCGGUUGCAUUUUUUAAAAAGUUGUUCAGUGGGAUUUUCUUUUUAAAACCCACACUUCUGUGUGCUGUUGGUAGACAGUUCUUCCCCAGUCAUCUUUGUUUGUAAAUUUCGAGAUAUUUCUGAGUGAAAAUAUUGUCAGUAUGUGGGAAAUGGGCCCAGCCACUCAACAGCUCUCUGUCACAAAACUUAAUGCAGGAGUGGGUCCUGCUACCCUAGGCUGGGGAGUGACCUCACGUUUCCCAGGAUUGUUGGUUAUCGAAGAUAUAGGGCUAUCUCAUGUUUACCUCCCUCUUCUCUUCUCAGGGAGACCUCUGCUUUAAAAGAAGGAAGAGAAAAAAUACAAAGUUAUUGUUACCUGAAUUGCACCUGACAUUUUCUCUUAGAGGCAUGAAGCGUGUUGAUGCUGUCAGUGAAACAAUUGAUCUGUCUGGCUGUUUUCCCUCUUUCUUUGUACUUUAAUUAUGUUGUUAGAGCUAACAGCUGACUAAUAAAUUCAACUUGCUGGGUCAUAAGACCCAGUGGAAGUGCUAGCAUUGAUAAUGUACCAUAGAGGUGGAGAAUGUAUGUUUUUGCUGCACGGUAAGGGCCAUCUCUGUACAUAAAUCUAUAGUGAAAUAUCAAGUAAGUACAAGAAAAUAUUAUAAUAUUUGAAGACCAUUCCAAAAAUAUUUCCAAUAGCUCAUAUUAGCCAACAGUGUAGCACUAAACCCAAAGAGGGUUACUUAUGGAUGCUUUAUUUUUCUUUUUUAAAAAAAGUUGCUUGUUUGUUCUUCUUCGUUUCAAAUAAGAGGUUGAUGCAUCUUGAUGCAUGAUCAGAAGCAUGUGUUGUUUAGAUCCUAACGAUGCAUAACUUGCAAUUCAUUUCUCAGUGUUCAGAAACUGAGGGUUUGAACUAAUAUAUGUCCAUUGCAUCAAACACCUCAAAGUCUCGCAGAAGAAAAGGAAAGGAAAGGUUAACUUUCUUGGCUCAAAAAUAUAGUCUUGGAAAGUGAACUAAAACCAGGGCAAAUCAGUGAAGGGCCACACAUAGGAGUUUCAGGCAAAACAAAACGUGUGGAAAGGUCAACGCACUCAACUCGGCCUGGGUGUCCCCAAGUUCUUCUAGAGGGGAGAGGGUGGUUCUGAGUGCACUUUCCCUGGAAGUUUGGACUCUUACUUCUCUUACCCAAAUGUGCCAGAGGCACUGCAGCCAUUCUUAUUAAAGAAAGAUAGGAGGUAGAGGAAUUUCCAGAUGCUCCUCCCCUUUCGGGAAGGCAGGUUUUCCUCAACUAGUGGCAAAGCUUUCACACCUAUUUCCUGCAGAAUGUUGGAAGCGCCCCCGGGGCCAGCGGUGGGCACUGUCAGCUGCUAUGCUGUCAGCGUUUUAUUGCGAGUUACACGGACCUCCCAAGUCCCGGAGUCUGAAGCCUUGCUGGAGCUGCAGGAGAAAGAAUGCCUCCUCCAGGGGAGCUCCUUUGACGACUUGCACCAUUUCUGGGCCAGCGGGAAUAGGAAUGCACAUGUUUUAAAAACCUCAAUUUGGUCACAUUUAAAAUCCCCAAGAGCAGUUUGCCAUGUUUCUUCUGAUUGUUAAAGUGCCCAUCCUCUUCUGCCUUUCAAGCUUUGUGUGUAUUGUUAGAGCGUGCACUCCCAGCUGUGUCCGCCUGUAUUCCAUUAUAUGAGACCCAUUUCUAAGAGUAGAUGGGAUGUCAGCCUCCAACGGCCAAGUAGCAAACACUUACAUUAUUGCAAAAUUAACCUAGAAAAUAGAAGUAAAAUCCAAUUUCAUGCUUUCAGAUGAAUACCCACAUUUUGUGCUGUCAAUGAAGUUAUCUUAGGGCUUUUAGAGGAUGCCUUUGGUUAUUAACUAAGACAUCCAGUUUUGCUACAGGGACAAAUCUCUUACUUAAGCCAAUAUAUUAUGUGACAGAUUCAGGCAUGAAGUUGAAUGUUGUCACUUUUCCUUAGUGUUCUCUGAAGGAAUUUAAAGUGGGAAUUUUAAACUACUGUUGCAAUAUUUUCAAGUGGCUCUCACACAAAGUCCCCAUUACUGUUUGUUAAAUUUCAGUAUAUCUUAAAGUACUACUUAAAAACAAAUGAAACUCAGAGAUACCGAAUAACCUGGAAGAGAACAAUCCAUUACGUUCCAGUGUGGAGCGUGUAUAUGAUGGACCAGCACCUUUUCCUCUCUCAUGGUUUUAUACGGGGCAAAACCUUGGGGUGACAUUGAUCGGGCCACUUUUAAAUUCUUAUCUAAAAAGAGUAAUGCGAUA